UCGAAGACCCGCUUAAAUAAAAUCAUAUCAAAGCUCGUAUUUUGGAGGGAUACACAAAGGGCGGCAAAUUUCGCCGGCCUGCACGCGACCUACACAGUCUCUCUCUUCCGAUGUCUUCUUCAAGGUCUCUCCGAUCAUCAAUCUCGCCGUUCCGUUCACGGAAGCCAUCGUCGUCUUCUUCCUCGUCCAAGCGUCCUACUACUCCUUCCUCCACUAUUUCAUCGAAGGUUCCCGCUCCACCGGCAAAAUCACCUCUUUCUCCGUCGAUUCCUAGCUCUGACUGUCCACUGGAUUCUUCUGGAACGAAUAAGGAGAAUGUCACUGUUACUGUUAGGUUUCGUCCGCUCAACGCUCGAGAGAUUAGAAAAGGAGACGAGUUAGCUUGGUAUGCCGACGGAGAUUGUACAGUCCGCAAUGAGAACAAUUCCAAAAUUGCAUAUAGUUUUGAUAGAGUUUUUGGUCCUGCAACAACUACACGUCAUGUUUAUGAUGUUGCAGCUCAACAUGUGGUGGGUGGUGCCAUGGAAGGAAUCAAUGGAACUGUAUUUGCUUAUGGUGUAACUAGCAGCGGAAAGACUCAUACAAUGCAUGGAGAGCAAAAGUCUCCUGGUAUUAUUCCACUAGCGGUGAAGGAUGUCUUUGGCAUUAUACAAGAGACACCUGGACGGGAGUAUCUCCUUCGCGUCUCCUAUCUUGAAAUAUACAAUGAGGUCAUCAAUGAUUUGCUUGAUCCAACAGGGCAGAAUCUAAGAGUACGAGAAGACGCUCAGGUUCGUGGGACCUACGUUGAAGGGAUCAAGGAGGAAGUUGUUUUGUCUCCUGCUCAUGCACUUUCCUUAAUAGCAUCUGGUGAAGAGCACAGACAUGUGGGAUCCAACAACUUUAAUUUACUGAGCAGUCGGAGCCACACAAUAUUCACUCUGACAAUUGAAAGCAGUCCACGAGGAGGAAAUCAAGGGGAGGAAGUGGCACUAUCACAACUGCAUCUAAUUGACUUGGCAGGCUCUGAAAGUUCCAAGACUGAGACAACUGGGUUGAGGAGGAGGGAAGGUUCAUUCAUAAACAAAAGCUUACUCACUCUUGGCACUGUUAUAUCUAAAUUAACUGAUGAAAAAUCCACUCAUAUCCCAUAUCGAGAUUCAAAGCUUACACGUCUGUUGCAAUCAUCACUCAGUGGACAUGGUCGAGUUUCUCUCAUUUGCACAGUAACACCAGCCUCCAGCAACACAGAGGAGACACACAACACCUUGAAAUUUGCAUAUCGAAGUAAGCAUGUGGAAAUAAAAGCAUCACAAAAUAAGAUUAUAGACGAGAAGUCUCUCAUCAAAAAGUAUCAGAGAGAAAUAUCCUGUUUGAAAGAAGAGCUUGAUCUUCUAAAGCGUGGCAUUAUGGAAAAUCAGAAAGUGGGACCCAGUCAAGAUGAUCUGGUUAAUCUGAAGCUCCAGUUGGAAGCUGGGCAGGUGAAGUUACAAUCACGAUUGGAAGAGGAGGAACAAGCGAAAGCAGCAUUGAUGGGAAGGAUUCAAAGAUUAACCAAACUGAUCUUAGUUUCCACAAAAAGUACGAUGCAACCUAAUAUCCAUGAAAAGUAUGGCCACAGACGCAGACAUUCUUUUGGAGAAGAUGAGCUAGCUUACUUACCGGAUAGAAAACGAGAAUACAUGAUUGAUGAGGAUGCUGGAAGCAUUGAUUCUGAAAUAUCAGCCGAUGGAAGAGAGGGUGUCAUAAACCUUGAUGAAUUGGUCAAAGAUUUCAGAAGAAACAGAAAGAGAGGGAUGCUUGGCUGGUUCAAGUUAAAAAAGCCCGAAAAUCUGAUUGGAUCAUCAUCAACUGCUGAUUCUGAAAGCUCUGCAAGUGCUUCCCCUGCAUCUUCAUUGAAGUCAUUGCAAAGUAGAGUUACAUUCAGUGACGUGAAGGAAGGGCGGAGAAGAUCUGUUAGUAAGCGAGGGGAUGAUGCUCCAGCAGUAGAUUUUGUUCCAGAUAGAACCCAAGCAGGCGAUUUGUUUAGUGCAGCUACUGGAGGUCGGCUUCCACCAACUGGGACCACUAUAACUGAUCAAAUGGAUCUUCUUCACGAGCAAGUGAAGAUGCUAGCUGGUGAGGUUGCAUUAUGUGUUAGUUCUCUUAAACGAGUAUCAGAGCAAGCAGUUAAGAGUCCUGGGGACUUGCAACUUCAGGAGCAAAUGCGAAACUUAAAGGAUGAAAUAAGAGGAAAAAAGCUUCAGAUACGUAUUCUGGAGCAACGCAUGGUUGGAUCAGUGGAAAGGAUGCCACAGGGCUCAACCAAUAUUGAGAUUUCUCAGGCGUUAUCCAAGCUAGCUACUCAACUAAAUGAAAAGGCUUUCGAGCUGGAGAUUAAAUCUGCAGACAACAGGGUACUGCAAGAGCAACUAAAAUUGAAGAUGAUGGAGAAUUCUGAGAUGCAAGAAACUAUCCUUCUGCUGAGGCAACAACUUGAUUCCUUAUUAUCAGAAAAAAAAAUUACAUGCCAGCAGCAGGAUGCAGACCAUGAAGCUGCCACACUUGCAGCAUAUUCGGAGGGAUCUAUAGAAGCUAAAUUUGAAAGGGAGGCUGGGGCUCAUUCAUAUGAAGAGAGAAUUACGAAUGAAAAUACACAAACUAGUAAUAUGAGAUCAAAUAAAAGAUUUGUGCAUGAAGUCUCCAAUGACUCUAGUGUUGAUACACUUUUGAACUCUCAGCUUCUGUCACAGACUGCUGAGAUAGAGUCCCUGAAACAAGAGAAAGAGCAAAUUAUUGAGGAGAAGGAAGCCUUAGAAAUUCACCAUCAAAAGCUAGCUGAGGAAGCUUCGUAUGCAAAAGAGUUGGCGGCGGCGGCAGCAGUAGAACUCCGGAACUUAGCUGAAGAGGUAACUAAGCUCUCCUACCUAAAUGCCAAACUUGCUGCUGAAAAAGAUGCACCUUGCAAAAAUAGCUUCUGUCAGAGAUCUGUUUCAUUUGAUAUGAAGCAAAAUGGUGAUGGUGGAGGUCAGCCUGAUGCACAUGUUAGGAAGACAGAAGAUUGUUUAUCAGUGGAUGAGUUGGAGCAAGAACUGAAUGCGCGACACCAAAGAGAAGCUUCUUUGGUUGCUGCACUGUAUGAGAGAGAUAAAAUAGAAAGUGAACUGCGUAAACAACUUGAUGAAACAAAGAGGCGAGAAGAAGAUAUGGAGAAUGAGCUUGCCAAUAUGUGGGUACUUGUUGGAAAGAUGAGGAAAUCUGGUCCUGUUUCCCAGACUGUCUCAUUUGAGGGGUCAGAUGUGUCUAAUAUCUUGGAAGCAAAAUCAAGAAAUGACAUUUCCUUGUCCAAAGAUAAAAAAGUUAGUGAAACAUUUGAAAACAUUCCUUCUGUGGAUACAUCAGAAGAAUUGAAGAUUCGUUACCAUAAGGAAAGGAAAAGGUGCAAGGAACUAGAUGAUUUAGUUUCAAGAUUAAAGGGUGAUGAUUUGGGUGGCUUGGAUAUUAAUGCACUCGAAGAGCUGCAAAGCCUUCAUGUUGAGGCCAUCACCAAGAUUUGUCGUGCAAAGUGCUUGAUUGAUGUUUUAUAGCAUUUCACUUAGGAGUUCCUGAACUCUCUGACAUCUAAGUUUCCAUUUCUGACAGGUAUUACGCCAAUUGCAUCAACUCGUAGUAGCAGCAGAUACAACCGGGGGCCCAAAGUGUAUAUCUAACUGAAAGAUUCAAAGCUAGGAGAUGAUCUUUUGACGUGCGCUAAUCCUGUACUAUUGUAUGUAUUUGGGAUAAACUCGAUUACUUUGGUGUAGGUCAUAAGGAACAUUUCAGUAAUAUAUUUGUAUUCUCAAUGACUGGUCAAUUAUACUUGUUACUCUAAACAUUUACAGAAAAUGGCAUCAAAGCCACAUUAGCAUCUCA
Messenger RNA from Solanum dulcamara, 3870 nucleotides. RefSeq names its product kinesin-like protein KIN-7C, mitochondrial. The record is from RefSeq and is a predicted model, not a curated record. Gene Ontology annotation, molecular function: microtubule binding; ATP binding; microtubule motor activity. The transcript has 26 exons. Bases 111 to 3545 code for a protein of 1144 amino acids. NCBI's taxonomy places the organism in Eukaryota, Viridiplantae, Streptophyta, Magnoliopsida, Solanales, Solanaceae. Gene Ontology annotation, biological process: microtubule-based movement.